GAGGAUCAGCUGAGUGAGGGUGGAUGUUGCUGGGUGUUCUCCUCUAAGAUACCUCAAAGUGAGUGCACGUACUGUCAAGCUGUAGUCACUCUCCUGCCUUCACUCAACUCACAUGACUCUCAAGGUCUACACCAAGGCAACCAAGCCUUUCGAAGGCCAGAAACCUGGUACCAGCGGCCUAAGAAAGGCUGUCAAAGUAUUUCAACAGGAAAACUACACUGAAAAUUUUGUGCAAUGUAUCCUGAGUGCUAUGGGUGGUGCUCUGAGUGGCUGCACGCUGGUCGUUGGUGGGGAUGGACGCUACUUCGGAAAGGAAGCUGUUGAUAUUAUCAUAAAGAUCUGUGCAGCUAAUGGGGUGCGUAAAGUGAUGGUUGGUCAGAAUAGUAUCCUCUCUACGCCAUGUGUUUCGUGUGUCAUUCGGAAGUACAAUACUGCUGGUGGCAUUGUUCUUACUGCAAGCCACAAUCCUGGUGGACCAAAUGCUGACUUUGGCAUCAAGUUUAACAUCUCCAAUGGAGGUCCUGCUCCAGAUGCUGUCACUAAUAAGAUCUAUGAAAUCAGCAAGAACAUAGUGGAAUACAGAAUAUGUCCUGAGGUACACUGUGACAUUUCUGUGAUUGGCAAACAGGAGUUUCUGGUUGACUCUCGGCCAUUUACAGUGGAGGUAAUCGAUUCGGUUGUUGACUAUGUUGAAUAUAUGAAGGAGAUAUUUGACUUCAGGGCCAUAAAAGACCUUCUCCAUGGAGCAGCAGGCCAGCCACUUAAAGUUCUUAUCAAUGCCAUGCAUGGAGUAACGGGACCAUAUGUUCGCCGCAUCUUUUUAGAAGAACUAGGAGCCAGCCAAGAUUGUGCUGUCAAUAUUGAGCCUCUAGAAGACUUUGGAGGUCACCAUCCAGACCCCAACUUGACAUAUGCUGCUGAUCUGGUAAAGGCUAUGCAGGAAGGAGAUUAUGGCUUUGGUGCAGCCUUUGAUGGUGAUGGUGACCGCAACAUGAUUUUAGGCCACAAAGCAUUCUUUGUGACGCCAUCAGACUCUGUGGCAGUCAUUGCAGACAACACGGACUAUAUCCCUUACUUUAAGAAGAACGGUGUAAAGGGAUUGGCUCGCAGCAUGCCCACAGGAUGUGCUAUAGAUAGGGUUGCUGAAAAGAAAGGAGUGGAAGUGUUUGAAGUUCCAACUGGAUGGAAAUAUUUUGGAAACCUGAUGGAUGCUGGCCGACUCUCCAUUUGUGGUGAGGAAAGCUUUGGAACAGGAAGUGACCACAUUCGAGAGAAGGAUGGCAUAUGGGCAGUCUUAGCAUGGCUAUCAAUUUUAGCUGGUCGUAAUAUGUCAGUAGAGCAGGUGCUGCACAGUCACUGGGAAACAUAUGGAAGGAACUUUUUCACCAGGUAUGAUUAUGAGAAUUGCGAGAGUGACCCAUGCAAUAAAAUGAUGUCUGUUUUGGAUGCCAUGAGUGGUGAUGCAUCCAUGGUGGGUAAACAGCUCUCUCAUGGAGAAAAAACUUAUACCAUUGCCAAAAUUGACAACUUUGAGUACCAGGACCCCAUUGAUGGUGCUGUAGCAAAGAAACAGGGUGUCCGUAUCCUGAUGAGUGAUGGGUCUCGAGUUGUGUUCAGACUGAGUGGCACUGGCAGCUCUGGUGCUACAGUUCGUAUGUACAUUGAAAGUUAUGAGUCCGACUCCUCUACAUAUACUAAAGAUGCACAGGAAGUCUUGAAACCUCUGGUUGAAAUUGCUCUGCAGUUAUCAAAACUUUCAGAAUACACAGGACGCCAGCAACCUACUGUUAUCACGUAGUUAGCUAGCUCUUUCCUAUUGAUUUCAUUAAAACAGUAUCCUGAAUGGGUGUGCAGUAUGUUCAUCCUUAAUAUAUUUGUUUGGAUUACUAAUUGUUUAACCUUUGGAUAAGAAAAACAGUAAAUCUUGAAUAAAAUAUAAUUAUUACAAAGUCCCAAUUAUUUUUUACAUCAGUAUCUUUAGAAGGCAUGCCUUCAGCUGGAUUUUUUUUUUUUCCAAAAAACUAUGGGACAACUUUUUUGGGCUACUCAUGAUGAGAAAAGUACAAUAAACCCUCUACUAAACAGAGUGGACAGACAUUAAUGGCUCUUGUAGUGGAUAGACUAAUUUGUUUUUCUGUGAUCAUAACACUUCCAUUAUCAAUAGACCAUACCUUAUUAUCAAGCCAAUCCAG
This is a messenger RNA of Cherax quadricarinatus, 2192 nucleotides long. Lineage: Eukaryota; Metazoa; Arthropoda; Malacostraca; Decapoda; Parastacidae. The record is from RefSeq and is a predicted model, not a curated record.